Molecule: messenger RNA, 1070 nt
Organism: Didymella exigua CBS 183.55
Lineage: Eukaryota; Fungi; Ascomycota; Dothideomycetes; Pleosporales; Didymellaceae
Exons: 1
Coding region: 132-674 (180 amino acids)
Source: RefSeq, a predicted model, not a curated record
CUACGCUAAACUCAGGGCUCAUGGUCGAAUUGUGUGACGCCACGGCCGCGGGGCGCUGCGCAGCAAAGCUGCGCUUGCACCAUUUCAAACUGUCUUGAGACGAUACGACUGCAAAAGUCAGAACCCGCGCGAUGGAUUCGAGCUGUCGUCGAUGCGGUCCAAUCCCAAGUUGGCCAGCGAUGUGCACGCUGAUCUACCCCGCUUGGGGGCGUUGGCAGCUCCAGCACCACUGCGAAACCAAGCUGCUGCAGACGGGAAUGUGUGAUGAUUUAUCAUCUGUACCCUUGCUAACGACCAACCAUAUGCACCGGGAGGUCAAGAUAGCGAUAGUGCCAUCCGGGAGUGAAACGACCGCAAGGGAGUCUUUUCAUCGCGAGCAAACGAUCAGCCUUCAGGUGAACUCAGAGGAGAUGCUUGGCUCGCUGUAUUCAGCCGGCUGGCUUCCAAGCUGGCUCCCGAUUCGUCACAUCUGGUUGGCUUGUAGGGCUGAUUGGCACUAUGGAAUAUUGCGAGGUUUGCAGAGCGGCAGAGAGGCGACACAUAAUCAACUGACACGCGUGAAUUCGCCCGAUAUGCAAGAUGCUGGAGCUACCGCUCCAGAGAAGGUUCAAGUUCAUCAUGUGGAAAAUCAGAUGGGUCUAGGUAGCAAUUAUGACGCAGAGGCUGAGCCGUGAGCGAACAAUCAAUCAAGCGAGUCCUCAUGGAUGAGAAGCUCUUUGCAUGUCUUCUAGAUAUGAUGAACAGCAAGCAUGCGUGGAAAGACUUCAGAACGUCAAUAUCAGCAAAUCAGGAGCAUUACACAUGGGGGAGCAGUGGAUUUUUUUGAACUUCAAUCGGUAUCAAUUACUACAAAAAAUGUGCUCCUUGGUAUACAGAGAGUAAUUAAGAAACGGCGACGGAUUAUUAACCUCACUUAGAAGGUGGGCUCAUCACACCCAUGGUCAGUACAUGUCACUAACCACAUAUGCCGUGAAUCUUUCUCAUAUGCAUCCAUGCAUCGUAAUUUACAUUUACUCGUCGUCCUCCUCCUCUGCAGCGCGUGCGGCGAGGACGUAACGCUGAGUUCCGUG